This is a messenger RNA of Plectropomus leopardus (leopard coralgrouper), 4875 nucleotides long. RefSeq names its product natural killer cell triggering receptor (gene nktr). Gene Ontology annotation, cellular component: mitochondrion; cytoplasm. Gene Ontology annotation, molecular function: peptidyl-prolyl cis-trans isomerase activity; cyclosporin A binding. Lineage: Eukaryota; Metazoa; Chordata; Actinopteri; Perciformes; Serranidae. Gene Ontology annotation, biological process: protein peptidyl-prolyl isomerization; protein folding. The record is from RefSeq and is a predicted model, not a curated record.
UAAAAGUGAAGUUAGCACAUUGCUAAUUGUCGACCGACAGUGACUAGCUAAUUGUCUGGCUAGCUACUGUACAGAGGUCACUGGACUUUGAUCACAAUGGGGGUGAAAGACCGCCCUCAGUGUUACUUUGAUGUGGAGCUCAACCGGGAGCCAGUUGGGCGCAUAGUAUUUCAACUUUUCUCGGAUGUUUGUCCCAAGACAAGCAAAAACUUUCUCUGUUUGUGCACUGGUGAAAAGGGAACUGGCAAACUAACAGGGAAAAAGCUGUGCUACAAAGGCUCCACUUUUCACAGAGUUGUGAAGAACUUUAUGGUCCAGGGUGGCGACUUCACCGAAGGAAAUGGAAGAGGGGGAGAGUCCAUAUACGGUGGCUAUUUUGAAGACGAGAACUUCAUUCUCAAACACGACAGAGCCUUCCUGUUGUCGAUGGCCAAUCGUGGGAAGGACACCAACGGUUCACAGUUUUUCAUCACAACCAAGAUGGCACCUCAUCUCGACGGAGUCCACGUCGUCUUUGGUCUGGUCAUCUCCGGCUUUGAAGUGAUUAAGAAGAUCGAGGGGCUGAAGACUGAUUCAGCCAGCAGACCUUACGCUGAUGUGAGAGUGAUAGAUUGCGGACAACUUAUCACCAAGUCCGCUAAUGAUGUACUUGAGGGCAAGAGGAAAAGAACCUCCCAUUCUGCUGACUCGUCCCUCAAUUCCCAUGACUCGUCCUCCCAGUUCUCCUCUUCAGGGGGAUCUGAAAGUGAAUCCGAUGAAAAGCACAAACUUCGUAAGCACAAGAGACAUGCAAAGAGUAAACGGCCUAAAAAGAAAAGGAGGGAAUCGAAGAAGGAGAACACUGAUGCUCUGCCCUCCAAGCAAAGCUCUCACAGUCCUGUGGAAAGAGAAGCGCUGGAGGGAGAAAAUGAAGUGGAAGGAGAGAAAGAGCAGAGUGGGAAGAGAGAGAAGCCUGUAGUCCGACCGGAGGAAAUCCCACCCGUGCCAGAGAACCGCUUCCUGCUGCGGCGGGACAUGCCGUCUCAGGAUGAUAAAACAGUGAUAGUUGAGAAAGAAGAAACGUCUCUGUCAACUGACCAGAAACCGGCUGUCUCUAAGUCCGGACGGAAGAUCAAAGGCAGAGGAACAAUGAGAUAUCACACCCCCACAAGGUCUAAAUCGCGCUCUGCAUCUGUUGAAGAACGCGGUAGCAGUGAAACUCCACCGCACUGGAAAGAAGAAAUGAAGAGAACCAAAGUUUAUCAACCUCCAAGCAUUGAGAGAUGGAGCAAAGGAGACAAAUGGGAUGACAGAAGUGACUCCGCAUGGUCCCGGUCUGCUGAACACUCCUCAGACCGCAGCUCUGAGAGGUCCGUCCUUCGCCGCCAACAGAAGAAAGAGAAGAAAAAAGCCAAACACAAGAAGAAGGCCAAAAAACAGAAACGUGGUAAGAAGAAGAGCUCCAAGAACAAACCACGAGAGCCUCUUCUGUCUGAGGGUGAAAGGUCAGUGUCUUCAGAAAGGAAGUCCAGAAGAUCCCGCUCCUCUUCAAAUCAGCAUAAUUCAUUAAGUCGGAGGAGACGGCGAUCCUCUGUGUCUGUCAGAGACUCACGGUCCUACUCAAGAUCCUACACUUCCAGUCGAUCCAGAUCUAGAGGGAGGUCCAGGUCUUAUUCAAGAUCCAGAAGUCUUUCUAGGUCUAGAAGUCGGUCUUUGUCUAGGUCCAGAUCAAGGUCCUAUUCUCGAUCCCGGUCUAGAUCCAGGUCAAGAUCAAGAUCCAGGUACAGGUCUAGGUCUCCAUCCAGAAAGAGGAGUUUAUGCAGGACUCCAAGAAAGAGGAAAGCCAGCAAGCCCAAAGCCGACGCCCUGAUGCCUGAGAAGCCCCCAGAGAGCAAAGUUACGCCUGUCCCCAGACUCCCAAAUGUCCCGACUCCCGAAAGCGUCCCUGUGAUCCCAAUGAGCGACAGUCCCCCGCCCUCACGCUGGAAACCCGGUCAAAAGCCCUGGAAGCCGUCUUAUAUCCAUAUUCAAGAGAUUAAAGCUAAAGUAGCUUCCAGCUCCUCCACCGGACAAACAGUAGCUAGUGUUACAGAAAAAGCUCAGACUUCCGUCACACCAAAGCGUCUGCCGGGUGACUCUGAAAGCCACAAACCUGUAGGGCGCUCACGCAGCAGGUCCUCCAGAAGCAAGUCCUACAGCCGCUCAUACAGUCGCUCACCGAGCAGAAGUCAUAGUAGGUCCAAGUCCAGGUCCCCUCGUCAGUAUAACAGCAGGUCAUCAUCCUACAGCAGAUCGGACUCUGACAACUCCCAGAAAACACGUGGCAACAAGAAGAAUUCACUAGACAAGGAAUGGAAAGAGUACUACAGCUCUCUGAGGAGGAUUAAAAAUUUAGAUAAGUACAUUUCACUCACCAGUAGUAAAGAUGCUCAGUCAGGAUCAGAGAAGAGGGCAGGCUGUGAGCACAGUCCUCAUAUCAGUGUCUCCAACAGAAGUGGCUCUUUGGAGAAAAUAAAAGAGAAAAGCAGCUCGCAAGAUCAAGAGGCGAAGCAUCACAGCUCAGUGCCGGCAGAGAGCUUUAACAGCAGGUCUGAGUGGGAUAGUGACAGCGAUAAAGCAGGCCAAAACAACAGUCCUGCUCCGUCAAAAAAGCAAAAACGAGCAGUUCAGUCCAGAGAAUUUCUUGACAAGAAGUUGUCUGCUCUCACUGGAUGGAAUUCAGAAAGUGAUUCUGAAAACGUAACUGCCAGGACAAUGGCAAUAUCUGAAAAAGAGGAAGGAGAGGCUAGUUCAGAAACAGACGAGGAGACUUCCAAAAAGGCAUCAGAGGCGGUGGCUGAGCUGGCACAAAAGAUUGCUGCUGCUGCCGCUGCUGCUGCUUCUGGUCAGCAGGAGGAAAGUGCUGAAAAGCUCUCCGAGCCUGAGAAGCACAAAAGCAAGAAGAAGGCCAAACGUAAGCAUAAACACAAGAGAAGAAGUGAGAACAAAAGUAGUUCCCAUCACAGUAAGGACAAAGGAAAGAGAUCGAAGAGGAAACAUCAGAAGCUCAAAGAGACUUUUCACUGGCAGCCUCCUUUGGAGUUCGGAGAGGAGGAAGACGAGGAUGAAUCGAAACGAGAGAAGCACAGUCCUGGUAGAGUUGUCAAAGAAAAGCCUGGUGGAGGCAGCGUGAAUGAAAGUCUAAACAAUAAUCCUACUAAAGAAAAAGAGAGAGUGCCACAGAGAGAACAAGAAUGUAUCAACAAAAACCCAAAACACACCGAACCUCAUCUUAAGUCAUCGAACAGGAGCAGUGCUAACAUACCCGGUAUCAAAGAGCAAGAGUCAUUAGAUGACAUGGACAUUUGUACCCCAGAGCACGAUGCUGAAAUUGUAGAAGUUCCUGUUACACAGGAUUUUUAUAAUAAAACCCCUGAAUUAACCCUAAAAUCUACCUCAAAGUCUUCUGGAACAGCAGCUAGAGAUCAUGCUGUACCUGAGAGCAAAGAAGAGCCCUCUGUAACAUCCACAACAACAGCUGCUGGACUGCAAGAUGAAGCAACCAGCAGCAAACCCGCCGGCACUGUAAUUAACUUCAAAUGGAGGCCUUUGAAAGGAAUGUCAGCUCUGCAGAAUGUGAAUGUGCCGCCUGUCACCACAAAAACCGCCCAACAUCAAGAGAAUCAGACGUCCAGCACGCAGGGAGUGAGAAUGGAGAUAAAAAGCAAAAGCCGGGUCCGACCAGGAUCCCUGUUCGAUGAGGUCCGCAAGACUGCGCGGCUCAACCAGAGGCCGAGGAACCAAGAGAGCUCCAGCGAGGAGAGAUCCCCUUCUGUGGGGAAUACACGGGGAUCACGGUCCCCGAAGAAGUCACGUUCUGUUUCCAGUCACCGAUCCCGGUCCAGAGGCUGGUCCCACUCCUACAGCAGGUCCAGGAGCAGAUCCCGCAGCUCCAGCUACUCUUCCAGGAGCCGUAGCAGGAGCCGGAGGAGACGUGGAAGAGGACGGUCGCGCUCUCGUAGCAGCACAUACCGAAGUUACAGGAGUCACAGUCGGACGUACAGUAGAAGUCAUUCCAGAAGUCGCUCAUAUAAUCGCCGUCGGAGAUCCAGGUCCGACUCCUACGACAGCUAUUCCAGUCGGAGUCGGAGUGCGAGCAGGAGACGAGGGCGCAGACGAAGUGACAGCUACAGGAGCUCGGACCGCCGAUCACGGUCGUACCGCUCCUCCAGCCGCAGUUCUUCCAGGCGCAGAAGUCACAGUCGCAGCAGUCGGUACAGUUGAGGCCUCAGGCAGGAUUUUUUGGUUCGAGUCUGCUGAGAGGGAGCAAAACCACAAAGUCUGGACACUGUGCACGAACAAUAGCAAUUACUGUUAUCAUCACAGAUCAGCAACUAAAGCUCCAAGAGGAAAAGUUGUAUUCUGUCUGUUACUAGUUUAAUACUGUACCGUGUGACAGUCUUUGAGGACAUGAAUGUUAUAGAAUGUACAUGAAUAAACCACUUCACAAGCUAACACAACGGGAUUUGUUUUUAGAGACUGUCACAGCUGAGAACAACAGCCCGGAGGUUUCAAAACCGCUAUGUAAUUUGAGAAAUAAGCUGUAUAUAUUUUAUAUUAUUGUAUAAUUGUGUAUUCCUUUUCUACUUCUGUUUUUUAUACACUGAAAUUACACUGUCUAAUCCUCUCAGUUCUGAUGUGUUUGAGGAGUUAGUAGGUAUUGGUUGAGGUUAUGCCUUAAACACAGUUUUUAUUUUCUCUAAAAACAUACUAGUUCAGUGGAAAAACUAAGUUAUUUUAGCAGUUUCAAGCUAUAAUUUGAUGUAUCACGAUUGUUAAAAGCUGUAUUCAGAGUAUGUCUGAUUUAUUCGAACAGUUAUGAAUGUUUACACUGAAUAAAUACCGCAGCCUGUUAAA